AUGCCAAGGCUGGCGAACGUCACACUUGACAAGCUCGAUGACAGCGUCAAAAACUGGUUGAACGAUCAGAACACCCAGACGCUGAACGGAGCUCUGGCCUUUGUGCCUUUCAUCCUGCAGCAGGCCUUCUUUGAAGGGAACCUCGACGAGAAGCAGAUUGUGAUCCACAAGGGGUCUGGAGGUGUCGUCUUUUCAGACGCGAGUGGCUUCACCGCCCUCACUGAGAAGUUAGCGAAGAAGAGCAACGGUGCCGAGCUCCUCUCUCAGUGCCUGACGGCCUUCUUUACACCGCUGAUAGACCUCAUCAAUGCGUACCGUGGAGACACCAUCAAGUUCAGUGGAGAUGCGCUGACGAUCUACUUUCCGUCCGUCGACGACACCAAGACUUCCAGCUUUAAUGGCAUUGUGCCGCCACACGGAAGUUUUGGCCUCGCUGAUCUCGGCCCCAUGGCAACGGCCGUCCUCCGAGCGUCUGCUUGCUGCAUUGAGAUCCACAAGAGGCUGCACAUGUUCGAGACAGGUGUUGACGAUGUGCGGCUGUGCCUGCACAUCGGUGUCGGCUGUGGUGAAAUUAGCAUCCUGCAGGUGGGCGGCAUCGUUCCACCGGAGACUCACAUCCCGAGGAUAGAGUAUCUGAUCUCCGGAGCCCCGCUCGAGCAGAUCUCCAUUGCGGAGCCCCUGGCAAAGAACGGCGAGACGUGUCUGAGCCCCCAGGCCUGGGAGUUGGUGAAAGACUGCGUCAUCGAAGGCCGCCCUCUGGAGGACCGCAUGGACUUCCACCUGCUGCUGCGGAUGGAUGAGUCGAAGUACACCUUCCCCACCAUCAAGUAUGCCACUCAACUCUACGACACGCGCAUCGAGAACUGCUUCAAGCUUGACCAGCUGAACAUCACAAGACGGUACAUCCCGUCUGCCGUCUUCAAGCAGAUUGAAUGCGGCACCCUUCAGUACGUCAACGAGAUGCGUGUCCUGGCUGAGCAUUUGUGGUGGACCUUCCCAUGCAACAUCUCCGUCAUCUUCAUCAACGGUUCUGGCCUAGACGUCAUGUCGUCGAACGGCCCUAGCCAGGCACAGGAGCUGAUGUCAUCCGUGCAGAAGGUAUGCUACGCGCACGAGGGAACCCUGAACAAGUUCUUAAUUGAUGACAAGGGCAUGCAGCGGCCCCAGCAUUUGCGCCCAGCAGCCUCCAUCAUGCUCUUUUCAG
Messenger RNA from Symbiodinium necroappetens, 1204 nucleotides. NCBI's taxonomy places the organism in Eukaryota, Dinophyceae, Suessiales, Symbiodiniaceae. The record is from the annotation of a GenBank genome assembly.